UCAGGAUCAGAGAUGAGGUCAAUGGAUCAAGUCCUCUCCAUUCAUCCUAAUCAGCAGAAUAAUGGAGGAUAUGAAGCUCAGCUGGGCGGACAGAGCCCAGAGGACCAGACGCACGGGUGGCGGCGACACGCUAUUUGGCUGUGGGUCUGUGGCACAGAUGGAGUUAAGCGGUUUUGCCAAAGCCCAGUUUCUAAGCGUUAAUAUGGCAUUUGGCUUUGCGGUCACUGCUGGCGCCUAUGUCUGUGCUGGAGUCUCAGGUGCCCACCUGAACCCAGCUGUGUCCCUCUCCAUGUUCCUCCUCCAGAAGAUGACGGGGAGGCUGAUGCUUGUCUACUGUUUGGCACAAUUCCUUGGCUCUUUUAUUGGCGCUGUGCUGGUGUUUGCGCUGUAUUUUGACGCCCUUCAUGUGUACAGUGGGGGCAACUGGACGGUAUAUGGACCACAGGCCACCGCUGGGAUAUUUGCCUCCUAUCCCUCAGAACAUCUGAGUGCGAUUAAUGGAUUCACAGAUCAGGUGAUUGCCACCGCUGCCCUGAUGAUCUGCAUUCUGGCCAUCAUCGAUGAGGACAACAACGCAGCCCCCCGGGGUCUUCAGCCAUUUAUCAUUGGACUAGUAGUUCUACUAGUUGGCCUUUCUAUGGGAUUUAACUGUGGAUACCCCAUUAAUCCAGCCCGGGACCUGGCACCUCGAAUCUUCACAGCGUUAGCCGGCUGGGGCCUAGAAGUCUUCAGGGCUGGUGACCAUUGGUGGUGGGUGCCGGUCCUGGGCCCCAUGAUUGGAGCAGUUAUUGGGACUAUCCUUUAUGAGCUGCUCAUUGGGAUCCAUCAUCCGUCUGCCCAGCAGAAGGAAGAACAUGAAGAUGAUGAAGAGCAUCACCCCCCUGAGUAUGAGUUGGUUCACUCAACAGCAUAGGCUGUAGGAGAUCAGCAGGGUUCUUGUUUUACUACAGAGGGAGCUGUCGUGUUGUCUUCGCUACCCUCUAUUUUGUACUAGAGGUGUGUGGUGUUGCUGUUGUUUCUCCUGUAUAUAAACUGAAACUUAGAAUUUUUAUACAUAGAAUUUUUACUGUGAAAUCCUGUUCAAGUUGACAAAAAAUGUCAAUUGAGUUAAAAACAUUUUUGCCUUCAGGAAAUGAAUUAGAUUUUUGUACAGUGUAUUUUGUUGUUUUUCAUUAAAGGUAACA
This is a messenger RNA of Hyla sarda, 1184 nucleotides long. RefSeq names its product aquaporin-3-like. Gene Ontology annotation, molecular function: water channel activity; urea transmembrane transporter activity; glycerol channel activity. Gene Ontology annotation, cellular component: plasma membrane; basolateral plasma membrane. The transcript is spliced from 6 exons. NCBI's taxonomy places the organism in Eukaryota, Metazoa, Chordata, Amphibia, Anura, Hylidae. Bases 62 to 913 code for a protein of 283 amino acids. Gene Ontology annotation, biological process: glycerol transmembrane transport; water transport. The record is from RefSeq and is a predicted model, not a curated record.